AUGAAGUUCUCCCUGAAAGUUGCUGCCCUCGGUGCCCUCCUGGCCUCAGUCGCCAUUGCUGCCCCCGUCGAAGUCGAAAAGCGCGAUGCCAACUCUGACCGCAUUGCUGCCUGUUUCGUUGCUCUUAUCUUUACUGGUGCAUGGCCCGGAAGCUGCCAGGCUGCUGUUUCUGUCAGCACCGGUUUGAUCCAAGCUAUCAAGAUCAACCAGAUGUCCAUGGACUUUACCCCCGCCAACCCCUGGGCACCCACCACCUCGUCUAACAGCGUCGUUGCCACCAUGCUCUCCAUCCCAGGCAUCACCCUCCCCAUCAACUCUGUCCGCCAGCACAUCAUCAUCACCGAUGGCGAUGUUCAGCUGGGCAACAUUGACACCCCAUGGUCCACCGCAAGCGUCCAAGGAAGCACCCUCACCACCGCCUUCCCCAGUUCAGCUCUCAACAUCUUUCCCAACGCCCACACAGCAUUCUCAAACUUUGUCAGCACCCUCUCCACCUCUACCACCCACGAUGUCAUUCUCCAGGGCGCCGUCGACGUCAAGCUCAACCUCGGCAUCUUUGGCGCACUGACCAUCCCCGACAUUGGCUUCAAGACCACCACCACCUUCCAGGGCCUCAACGGCUUGAAAACUGUCGACUAUAUCUUCCUGGUCGACACCGACAUGGACACCGUCUUUGGUACCAUCUUCAUGUCCGCCAUCGUCAACAUCAAGAACCCGUCCAACUUGUCCCUCACACUUGGAACUGUCACUUUCAACACCACCUACAACGGCGAGUACGUCGGCCCCUCGACUAUCAAGAACAUGGUCCUCGUCCCCGGAAACAACUACCUCAUCUCUUCCACCACCCUCGACACCUCCAUCACGGGCGUCACCGACCUCUUGAACCACCUCGGCUCCGGCGACUCACUUCUGACCUUGUCCACCGACGCCAACACCUCUGCCAACGUCGCCCUCAACGCCGGCCUUGCCGCCGUCAAGUCCCAAAUGACCAUCCCCCAGAACUUUGGUUCCUCUGCCAUGUCCCAACCCCCUUACAAGAACUGGUCCCUCAAACUCCUCCCCACAACCCCAACCGACUACGUCUUCCAGGCCACCGCCACUUUCCAGUCGCCCUACUACGGUUACCCUCUGCAGAUGGUUCAUGCCCUCCCACAGUACCAGGACAACUAUAUCCAGGCACUCGGCAUCAGCAACGACAGCAAUCAACUGCGUCUGUUCGACUUCCUUGACACCCUGACCUAUAACAUCAACGGCGAUGGCACCGCUACUGUUACGUUCAACAUGAAGCUCAACAAGGGCGGCAUCACCCGCAAGCCUGUCCUCCAAAAGGUCGUCGACUUUGCCAACGCCAACGGGUAUAUUACGACCGAGUUCAUGUGGUAUGCAGAGGUUAUUCUCAACAACGACGGCGUCCACCGCCUUGUCGAUUGGAGCAACCUCGGAAUCGGCGCCUCGAACCCUAUCCGGAUCAACGUCGGCCCCGACUUUGCCGCCAUCAUGACAAUCACCUGA
This is a messenger RNA of Linnemannia hyalina, 1512 nucleotides long. NCBI's taxonomy places the organism in Eukaryota, Fungi, Mortierellomycota, Mortierellomycetes, Mortierellales, Mortierellaceae. The record is from the annotation of a GenBank genome assembly.